AUGUAUCCAAAACAUUGCGUGACGUGCCUGGAUGAAAGGACUGAUCUGUCUGACAUUAGUCAGCUUGUAAUUUUUAUCCGAACUAUUCAAUACGAUUUCAGUGUAGCAGAGGAGAUGCUUGACCUUAUUCCUCUCCAUGGUACAACCGAGGGUACAGAUAUUUUUGAAGCUGUGAAUAAGUUGGUGUCAGUCUACGGGGGAUUUGAUAAAUGUUCCUGUAUUGUCACUGAUGGCACCAGAGCCAUGACAGGGACUUAA
Messenger RNA from Acanthoscelides obtectus, 258 nucleotides. Lineage: Eukaryota; Metazoa; Arthropoda; Insecta; Coleoptera; Chrysomelidae. The record is from the annotation of a GenBank genome assembly.